CAAAGCCGGGGGAAGCGAGAGCAAAAUCCGGGAUCGAGGGGGGGAAGUUAGCGAGAGAAGGAAUGGCGCCAAUUUUUUCACCCUCCUCUUCCUCUCUCAACCCCUCCUCCCUUCUUCCGCCGGAUUUCAUUCCUCACACCGCCUCCGGUCUCCCCUCCGCCGCCUGUUACUCAGGCCGCCUCAUCUGGCGGCGGAGCAAAUACAAAAAUCAGAACUCAGCCAUUGGGCACUAUUCUUCGGAAGGACACGAACCCAUAUAUCUCGGUGGAGAGCUAUUGGGCUCAGGAAGAAGAGAGGCCUUGGUGGAGAUGACAGUUACCGCGUUCUAUUUCCCUGCCAUGGCUUCCGGUGCUGCUCCCCUCCAGAAAGGUCAAUCGAAAGGAGCGAUCUCAGCUUUGAAAAGGGCCGUGAUGGGAUCACCAUGUCAGCCUCAACAGGUGCAUGUAUCCGUGGUGGGAAGAGAUCACAUGAGAGUCACAUGGAUAACAGUUGACAAGCAAGUGCCUUCCACAGUAGAAUAUGGAAAGGAACCGGGCAGAUACGAGGACAAGGCAACAGGGGAGCACACUUCAUAUAAGUUCAUGUCAUACACCUCUGGGAAGAUACACCAUGUGAAGAUUGGACCUUUGGAGCCCGACACCACUUACUACUACACAUGUGGCGGACACGCUGCUGAAUUCUCCAUGAAGACUCCUCCUGCAACUUUUCCAGUUGAAUUUGCGGUGGUUGGUGAUCUUGGCCGAACCUCCCUGACGAAAUUGAACUUGGAGCAUGUCAACAGAAGCAACUACGACGUGUUCUUGCUGCCAGGGGACUUAUCCUACGCGGACUGCGACCAACCAUCGUGGGACAAAUUUGGUCGUUUAGUGGAGCCAUUAGCCAGCAGUCGUCCGUGGAUGGUGACGGAAGGAAACCACGAGAUGGAGUGCAUAUUUGUGCGGGGCUCCAACGAUUUCAAGGCCUACAACGCCAGAUGGCGGAUGCCAUACGAAGAAAGCGGCUCGCCCUCAAACUUGUACUACUCGUUCGAUGUUGCAGGUGCCCACGUCGUCAUGCUAGGUUCUUAUGCCGAGUUCAUGCCCCGCUCGGCCCAGCACAGGUGGCUGAUAAACGACUUGGCGAGAGUAGACAGGAAGAGAACGCCGUGGCUCAUAGUUUGUUUGCACGAUCCGUGGUACAACACUAACUAUGCGCAUUCGGGGGAAGGAGAAGACAUGAGGAAGGCCAUGGAAGGGUUGUUGUACAAGGCAAGAGUGGAUGUCGUUUUCGCAGGCCACGUUCAUGCGUAUGAAAGAUUCACACGGGUUUAUAACAACAAUGCAGACCCGCGUGGGCCGGUGUAUAUAACCAUCGGUACUGGGGGAAACCAUGAAGGGCUUGAACUAAACUUCAAGACUCCUGGUUCCCGGCUGUCCUUGUACAGGGAAGCACAACAUGGACAUGGAAGAUUGAGGAUUGUGGACGAGAGACGAGCACACUGGUCGUGGCACCGGAUCAACGACUCCGAGGAACAACCGGCAGAUGAAGUGUGGUUGGAUAACUUGGCAUCAUGAUCUAAGUCUGGAUGAAGUUUAAUUAGCCACCCUUUUCCCGCGUAUACACUGUAGGUCGAUCUUUCCUUUCUAAUUUUAGCCCAUUCUUUUCCCCGGCUCUGUACACUGUAUGAUCAAUAGUUUAUACUUAUACGCCGGGGAUUUUUAAAGGAACUGAUCUGGAGAAGUUUCACUUUAACAUUGAGGUCAAUUGAUCAAUAACCCCUAUUCUACA
This is a messenger RNA of Linum tenue, 1767 nucleotides long. The record is from the annotation of a GenBank genome assembly. NCBI's taxonomy places the organism in Eukaryota, Viridiplantae, Streptophyta, Magnoliopsida, Malpighiales, Linaceae.